AUGUGUUCCAUACUGGAGUCCCAUUCCUUCACGGUAACGAAGCGAUACUUCUGGUCAGACUCUACAACGGUCCUGGCGUGGCUAAGAGUGGAUCCCCGCAAGUUCAAACAGUACGUGGCCUGUCGGAUUGGUAAAAUCCUGGAACAUACCGACACGAACGAGUGGCGGUGGGUACCGUCAAAGCAGAACCCCGAGGAUUAUGCAACUAAGUGGGGAAGCGGUCCAUCUCUGGACGUGGAAGGUGCCUGGUUCAAGGGACUACCAUUCCUGCACAGAUCUGAAGAAGAGUGGCCGAAGCAGAAUAUGCCUCAACAGACCGUCGAGGAGAAGUUACGCGUCUGCAACAUUCUUGUAGAAGAAGUCAGUGAUCGACUGCGAACGCUUCUCUAA
This is a messenger RNA of Ochlerotatus camptorhynchus, 390 nucleotides long. RefSeq lists its product as uncharacterized. The transcript has a single exon. Lineage: Eukaryota; Metazoa; Arthropoda; Insecta; Diptera; Culicidae. The coding region runs from base 1 to 390 and encodes 129 amino acids. The record is from RefSeq and is a predicted model, not a curated record.